CAGAUUGGUGGCAUUGCUUUACUAUGUGUUUACAUGUUUAGGAAGAAACUUAAUGAAGACAACACUAUAUUGGUUAUCAUUUUCGCAGUAUCAGCAUUAUUCAUUUCGUUGAAGUACUGGGAAAAUUUUGUAAAAUCGUCUGCCGACAAAAGCAACUGGCUGUCACAUUUGAAAUGGAUCUACCAAACAAGACGUACAAAAAUGAUGUGUAUUGUUAGCUUCUGGAAAACCAUAAUAUCUUUUAUAACAAUCAUUGUUUUAUACGCAAUACAAGCUGAAAGCGCUUUAGAUGGUGUCAAAGCUAUUUUCAAUUUGGGCGAUACUAAAUUAAAACAUGAUUUCGGCGGCCAUUUUCUUGGUACGACUGACAUAUGUAAGACAUAUGUUCCAUACGUCGUUGCUGUUGUUAACAUAUGCAGUGGUUACAUAUGCACAAAGGCUGCAAAGACAGCAUGUGUGACCGGAAGUGAAAUAUUGUGUUUCUCAAUACCACUUAUACUGGCGCCUUUCUUAACACCAUUUGCUCUACAAGGACUAGUAUCAUAUCCAGAUAUUUUAGAUUUCAAAGACUGCGAUAUGUUUCUCUCCCGCUGGAACCUUGAAUCUAUGGAGAAUAUUUCUGAUAGUUGGCCUCUUGUUGUUGGUGGGUUACUGUUGUAUAUAUCUUUACUAUUUGUUACAAGCUUCAUAUGGACGACCAAUGGCUUUAUAUUAGGAAAAACUCAAAGAAUGUUUAUAACACCUAUGUACUGUGGUAUACAUACAGACAUGUCGUUACUACUGAACAGAAGUCAAAAUGACAAAGAGUUCGACUUUAUCAGAGACAUGGAGAGAAACAAAAGAAUUGAAAAAGAGAAAAAAAGAACCAACCAAGAACAUGACAAAUGCAAUAAAGUAGACGAACGUUCAAAGAUUUAUGCUUGUGCCACAAUGUGGCAUGAAACUGAAAUGGAAAUGACGCAACUAUUGAAAUCAAUAUUCAGAAUGGAUAAACACCAUCACAUGAUAAAAACUGCUAGACAAUCCAAUGUAGAAAAAAGCAACUUACUUGACUACGAUUUUGAAGCUCAUAUCUUUUUUGACGACGCAUUUGAGAGCCCGAGGACAGAUGAAGAUUUCCCGGAUGUAAAUGAGUAUGUGAAAAUUCUGAUCAAGGUAAUGGAUACAGCUGCAAGUGCCGUGCAUCGAACCGUUAUACAGCUUGAAGACUAUGAAAUGGUUAGGACGCCGUACGGAGGAAGACUUACAUGGAAAUUGUUGGGAGGAAAUUCUCUUGUUUGUCAUCUGAAAGACAAAACGAAAAUACGACACAAAAAACGAUGGAGUCAGGUGAUGUAUAUGUACUACUUCCUCAGUCAUCGGCUUCCCAAUAAAAUCGACAGAAUUGUUGAUAAUUCUUACAACACGUUCUUACUGGCACUAGAUGGCGAUGUAGAUUUUCAACCGGAAGCGGUUAUGCAUCUUGUCCGUCGAAUGAAAAAGAAUCCAAUGGUUGGCGCUGCAUGUGGAAGAAUUCAUCCUAUUGGCCACGGUCCACUUGUGUGGUAUCAAAAGUUUGAGUAUGCAGUUAGCCACUGGCUUCAAAAGGCCACAGAACAUGUUAUUGGAUGUGUACUAUGUAGUCCUGGAUGCUUCAGUUUGUUCCGAGGCUCUGCAGUAAUGGACGUCUUGAGAACGUAUACAACUGAACCAUCUGAAGCUAGGCAUUUUAUACAGUACGAUCAAGGUGAAGACCGAUGGCUGUGCACAUUACUAUUAAAACAAGGACACCGUGUUGAAUACUGUGCUGAAAGUGAUGCACUGACCUAUGCUCCAGAAGGAUUCAAUGAGUUUUAUAACCAACGUCGGCGCUGGACUCCGUCAACAAUGGCCAACAUCUUAGAUUUGUUAACAGAUUGUCGCGCUACUGUGACACAGAAUCAAAGUAUCUCAACCCUUUAUAUGGCCUACCAGCUGUUUCUAUUUAUAUCAUCAUUGCUUACCCCCGGAACUAUAUUUUUGAUGAUCGUGGGCGCCAUUAUAGUAGGGUUUCCGUCUGUUCCACCAUGGUUGUCAUUGACUUUGAACCUUAUUCCUGUUGGAUUGUUUAUGUUGUCUUGUAUAUUCACAAAAUCAGAAACACAAUUACUGUUUGCUGGGAUUUUGUCAGCGAUCUACUCCAUUGUUAUGUUGCUGGUAUUGGUAGGAAUCGUCAAAGAAGCGGCAGAAGAAGAAUUCUGUUCUGUCACUACAGUUUUCUUAUGCUUCGUGGCAGGAGUAUUUAUCAUCUCGGCAGUUUUACACCCAAAGGAGUUCUCGUGCAUCAUGCAUGGAAUUUUAUACUUUGUUUCCAUUCCAUCAAUGUCUAUGUUGUUAGUUCUAUAUUCCCUUGGCAACCUACACGUGGUUUCUUGGGGGACAAGAGAGGUCAAACAGCCAGUGACACAAGAAAAUAAAGCGUCGAACCAAAUAAAAGACACAGAAUCAGGAUACACACUGUCUCUUGGGAAAAUAUUUAGGUGUAUUUGUUGUCCUACUGGGGGAUUACAAAAACAGGACAGUGUGUACCAGACAAUACUAGACAGAAUAAAGUCGCUUGAACAUCAAAUCAAAAAUACUUCAGCUGAUGAACAUAAGCUGCAAUCAAACAUUGACAAAGACGUAGAAAAUGCCACAAACUUAGAGGAAACGAAAGUAGCUGUCACUGACGUCAGUAUCACAAUUCAUAGUGACAAAAUCCAAGAAGUUACGAAGACUGUAAAUUUUAAGACGGCAAAGCAAUUACCCAAAGUAGAAGAAACGUUUUGGGAACAGCUAAUUGAAAAGUAUUUGAAACCGUUAGAGAAAAAUGAUGCAAAGGAAAAGAUGAUUAAAGAAGAACUAAUAGCACUCCGAAACAAAUGUUGCUUGUUUUUCUUUCUAAUAAAUGCUUUUUUAGUAACUUUAAUUUACGCUUUGACACAGACUUCCGCCUAUAGCGGUACUCUCUCAAUAAAGAUCGAAUGUAUGUCAAUUGAACCGAUAUCUGUGACUUUCACCAUUGUCUUUGGAAUUCUUCUGUGUAUUCAAUUCAUUUGUAUGCUGUUCCAUCGGAUGUCGACACUGAUUCAUAUUACCGCGACUACAUCCAUCAAAGAAAAACCUGAUGAGAUAGCAAAUCUCCUCCUAGCCAUUCAAGUUUUGCAAAGAUCAGGUUCAGUAGAUAGCAGAAUAUCCGCCAGGACAGAAGACUAUCAAAAUGUAUUCGAAGAAAAGAAAAAGAAAGAAAUACAACGUAUGAUCACAAAGGAAAGGCACAAGAAAGGGAGAUUACUCCAUCUCGAUCAAGUAGUCAGAGAACGUUUAGAGGCUAUUCCAGUUUACGAUGAGAUUGAUGGUCCGAACAAUAAAAUUGAACAACAUGACGACAAUCUUCGACAGUUUGGUCAUCUAACAGGAAAAGAACGAGAAGCUAUGAGGACAUUUCUCAAUGGGAAACAGAAAAAUCUCUUGAAAAGGAAACUAGAAACGAAUGUUACUUUGAAUGAGAAUACAACUCAGCUUUAAUUUUCAUGCAUAAUGAAAAUAUUUUCAAAUGAGUUGUUAUUGAUUCUAUUCAUUAAAGUGCACUUUAUUUCAUAUAUUAAAAUGAUAUGUUAUCGUCUUUCACAUGUAA
Molecule: messenger RNA, 3634 nt
Organism: Mytilus trossulus (common blue mussel)
Lineage: Eukaryota; Metazoa; Mollusca; Bivalvia; Mytilida; Mytilidae
Product: chitin synthase chs-2-like
Exons: 13
Coding region: 34-3525 (1163 amino acids)
Cellular component (GO): cell periphery; cell septum
Molecular function (GO): chitin synthase activity
Source: RefSeq, a predicted model, not a curated record